Messenger RNA from Condylura cristata (star-nosed mole), 2752 nucleotides. It is a transcript of the gene RANBP3L, whose product is annotated as RAN binding protein 3-like. Gene Ontology annotation, biological process: protein export from nucleus. Gene Ontology annotation, cellular component: nuclear pore; cytoplasm. NCBI's taxonomy places the organism in Eukaryota, Metazoa, Chordata, Mammalia, Eulipotyphla, Talpidae. The transcript is spliced from 15 exons. Gene Ontology annotation, molecular function: GTPase activator activity. Bases 431 to 1885 code for a protein of 484 amino acids. The record is from RefSeq and is a predicted model, not a curated record.
AAUCACUUCUUUUAAGUCAGUAGCACUUUUUUUCUUUAUGGAUGCAUUACUCUAACAGUCCUCUCUACUUGAGGUGUUGGAUUUCAUGUCAGCAGGAGUAAGGAAUUGCCAAAACUGUAAUCUGUUACUUUGUGAGAUGUUACUCUAGAUUUGAUGCAUUUUGAAAUGAAAGAAGAGCUAAGUUGGGUUUUUAUCCAAAUGAAUUGGCAUCUUUCUCUGUAGGAGAAGUUACAUUAGUAAAUAUUUAUUUCAAGAACCAUGGUUAGGAAAAACCUGGACAUUUAUUAGAGAAGUAAAUGUUUUGCAUUCAAGGACGGGAUCUGCCUGUUCCUUUGUGGUUCUGGGUGUCUUGUGCAGACCAAUUGAGGUGACUGGCCACGGGAGGGAAAUGCCCUGGUGGCACUGGAGCCACAGCUAGGCUGCUAGUACCAUGUCUAGUCUACAAAGAAACGGCAGUGGCCACCUGUUCAGUUUGCACACCUGUAAACUGAAGCUUCCAGGGGAUCAGCAACAACAAGAAAAACCGGUCAUUGCUCAGCCAAUGUUUGUGUUUGAAAAGAGAGAACAAACUUUCAAGAGACCUGCAGAAGACACCCUGUGUGAAGCAGCAGAACAUGAGUGGAAUGGUUUUUCAAGAAAGCGUGUUCGGUCUUCAUCUUUUACUCUACGUACUACAGAUUCACAGUCUCGAGGAGUGUUCACCUCAUCCCAGAAACGAAUGCGAUCUUCGUCCUUCACUGACCUCCCCAUCUUCCCGCCUUCUGGGCCAGUGAGGAAAAACAAUGUUUUUAUGACAUCCACUCUUGUGCAAAGGAAUGUUGAUAUAAAUAGUGAAGAACAAGGUCCUGUGAAGCAUUCUGGACAUUUUCUGAGACCUGCUAAAUUACAAGCCCCUCUCACUCAAAGGUGUGAAAAAGUAAAAACAUUUAGACACGAAGCAUUGGAAUCAUGCGUGACUAAAGAAAAGAUUUCUGAGAAUUCCUAUUUGCUAAGUGAAAAUUUACCAAGUGCCAGAAUUCCAGUCCACCUGUCUCCUAACCAGAAUCUUCUAGGUGCUGCAUUAGUAGGAUGUCAACCAAAAGAAGAUAAGUAUUCUUUUAAAAGCUGUAGUUCCGAUUUCGUAUUUGGAGAAAACAUGGUGGAAAGAGUUUUGGGUACUCAAAAACUCACCCAACCUCACUUUGCAAAUGAUGUGAACACCAAGGAAAAGCCGUUCAAAUUCACUCUAAAAUUUCCUAUGGAUGCUCCAAACUCAAGAACAGAUUCUAUUAAAAAUAUAACCCUGAUUGAAUCGGCUGCUGCUUUCUCUUCUAAACCAUCAUCAAAAUACUUGCUGGAGAAAAUUGAGGCUAUAACAGGGGAGGAGGCAGAACAUAAUGUGCUACAGAUCAACUGCAAGCUUUUUAUAUUCAACAAAUCAACACAGUCUUGGAUUGAAAGAGGCAGAGGAGCUUUGAGGCUGAACGACACAGCAAGCAGUGACUGUGGGACAUUCCAGUCAAGACUAAUUAUGCGCAAUCAAGGCAGCCUGAGGCUGAUUCUAAAUAGCAAGCUCUGGGCCCAAAUGGAGAUUCAAAGAGCAAACCAUAAAAAUUUACGAAUAACAGCUACUGACUUAGAAGAUUGUAUCAUCAAAGUGUUUUUAAUCCAGGCCAGUGCCAAAGACACAAGGUAUUUGUAUGCAGCCAUACACCAUCGCCUCGUUGCACUGAGAAGCUUUGACAAACAGAAAGAUGGAGGUCAUGUUGAAAGUCAGGCAGAAACAGUCCUCCAGCAAUUAAACUGUGAUAGCUGUGAUGAGGAUGAGGAUGAUUUUGUCCAAGUCACUAAAAACAGAUCAGAUCCUUCUAGAUGGACUCACAGACAAUCCGUUGCCUGUUCUUGAGCACACCUACUGAUAAAAUGACAGCAUCAACAAAAAGAUUGACCACCUUACUGAAAAUACAACCAACCUAGGUAAAUAAGAAGAUCCUAUUCACUCCUUGAAGUGUUUUUAUAGAAAAGCUCAAGAAAUAUAACUUGUUGCAAUUAAAAGUUUUCUCUUAUGUAAAGUUUUCUCUUAUGUAGUCUCAUAAUUUUGAGGUCAUACAUUUUGAUUAUUGUGAAGAAAAUGUACAUUUAAAAAAUACAUGAAUUUUGAAAGUUUAAAAUUUACCAUUUUUGAUGAAGUUAAUUUAGAAGAAGCUUUGAUAACCAAUUUGGACUAUUCAUCACAUUGAUGGAUACAACAAUUAAAAUUAUAAAUUGUUAGAUUUUAACAUCUAAAAUGCCUAUUUUUUCGAUCACAUGUUGCCUGGCUAUAAACAAAUAUUUUACAAAAUUUCCAGAGUUAUUUCUUUGAAAAGUGGCUAUAACUGCAUGACCACAUUUCAUUAAACCAUGUUUCUCUUCUUAAAAAUGUAUAUUUUCAUUUAGUUUUGGAUUUCCUAAUACUUUAAUAUUCUGUAUUCAUGUAAAUGCAUUCCUUUAAAGAGAGUACUUGUUCUUAACUUGUAUCCAUUGCAACUUUUGGUCAGCACCCGAAAGUUGCUGAAAAAAUAAACAAAAUACAGCACCUAUGUAUUAAAAUAGUGAGUACACAAAAAAUAAAACAUGCUAACUUGUUCUUUGCCUUGCUUAUGGAAUUAAAUGGUCAUUAAUAUUUAUUCUAGUAGGCGUGACUAUGUGGAAACCUAUUUUAAAACAAACAGAUACAGCCAAGUGAAAUUUUUUCAUCAGUGAUGUUAAACUAAUAUCAACAAUAAAGCAACAG